This is a messenger RNA of Nicotiana tabacum (common tobacco), 844 nucleotides long. Its product is annotated as transcription factor PRE6-like. NCBI's taxonomy places the organism in Eukaryota, Viridiplantae, Streptophyta, Magnoliopsida, Solanales, Solanaceae. Gene Ontology annotation, molecular function: protein dimerization activity. Gene Ontology annotation, biological process: regulation of growth; regulation of DNA-templated transcription. The record is from RefSeq and is a predicted model, not a curated record.
UUUUUAAUUUCUUGUUCAUACCUCCCUUAUCUCUCUGUCCAUAACUUGUCUCUUUAACACAGUUUAUCUUCAAUUCUUGAUCUCUUCUUCUUAUUAAACUCCCCUUAUAUAUAUUUUCCAUUCCCCCCUCAUCACUCCACAGAACUCACUACACAUAAUUCAUUUCAAGAUUUUAUCUGACAACUCCCAUUUUCUUGCCUUUUGUCUUAAUUUCUUUUUUGAUAAUUUCCCUUUUCUUAGUUUCCCUGACAAUGUCAAGCAGAAGAUCACGUUCUAGACAAUCUUCAGGAGUUUCCAGAAUAAGUGAUGAUCAAAUCGCCGAUCUCGUUUCUAAGUUACAACAACUUAUUCCUGAAAUCCGUAAUAGGCGUUCUGACAAGGUUUCAGCUUCAAAAGUGUUGCAAGAAACUUGCAACUAUAUAAGGAAUUUACACAGAGAAGUGGAUGGGCUAAGUGAUAGAUUAUCACAGCUUUUGGAAUCAACUGAAAGUGACAGUGUUCAAGCUUCUAUUAUUAGAAGCUUACUUAUGUGAUGAUAGCAACUUCAAUUAGUAGCUAUAUAUUAGCUCAAAUUCUACUUAAUUAAAAUUUCUAUUAAGAUGCAGCAGUUAUUAUUUAUUAAUUAGGGUUUUGGCCACUAGGUCAAAGUAGGAGAGGGACCAUGUACUUGGCUCCAUUCCAAGGGGUUUUUUCUCCCUUUUUUUUUUUUUUAUAAUUUCCAUCCGAUGUCGAGUGCCUGUUUUGGGGCUGAUUAAUUCGGAUUCGCGUUGUGCUUAGACUAGCUAGCAUUAGCAAGCUAUGUCACAUAUAUAGAUUUAAAAUAAGAGAGACGCCCCUUUAUCUA